Molecule: messenger RNA, 1242 nt
Organism: Cordyceps fumosorosea ARSEF 2679
Lineage: Eukaryota; Fungi; Ascomycota; Sordariomycetes; Hypocreales; Cordycipitaceae
Exons: 2
Coding region: 1-1242 (413 amino acids)
Source: RefSeq, a predicted model, not a curated record
AUGGUCGCCAAGGCAUUGGGCGUCUCCCUGCUCGCCGCGCUUCACAAGCGCGGUGACGAAGACCAGUGCAGAGACUACUGCCCUAAUGGUACCCUGACUGUCGACCUUGCUCCUACCAAGAUCGUUAUCCAGCAGCCCUACAAGGUCACUGGUUACUUCUCUGCCGACGGCCCCAUCACUCUGGCGCCGAACCUUGUGGCGACAGUAUCUGGCGCACCGGGCAUUGUUGAUACCACUGUCACCUUUUGCGAGAAGGAGUAUAGGACUGAACACAUCAUUGUCUGUCCUACUAAGACUGAGAGCGGGACCAAGAUCACGACCAGGACCAAGAGCGAGAGCACCACUGAGUCUACCACGGAGACCAAGACCAAGACCAAGACCAAGACCAAGACCAAGACAAAGUCUACCUCGAGCACAGAGAGCACCACCACAACUGCGUCAGAAUCGUCCACUACUUCCACCACAACUGUAUCAACAUCGUCCACUACUUCCACCACAACUGCGUCAACAUCGUCCACUACUUCCACCACAACUGCGUCGACAUCGUCCACUACUUCCACUACUACGCCGUGGACUUGGACAACAAGCAACACGACCACUCCAUGCACUACCAGCACCCAUUAUACCAAUUCGACUACGCCAUGCACUACCAGCACUACCAGCACUACUACAACUUCCACUUCUUGCAGCACCAGUACGACCAAGUCAACCACUACCUCUUGCACUACCAGCACCACGACUACCACCAGUUGUACAGAUACAACUUCUACUAAGCCUCACACCAAGACUACCAAGCACUACACCACCAAGACUCACACCACCAAGCCACCGCCGAAGCCCACUUGCCCCAUCGUCCUCCCGCCUGUCUGUCAAGACCUCGACGAUAUUGGCACCACCUCCCUCCAGAUCCAGUCUCCUGUGUGUCUCGAUAAGAUCGGGAUGUACGGCCCCGGCGGCGCGGCCAGGUGCCUGGACGUCAGGGCCAUCACAGGUAAAACCACGGGCGAGGACAUCAUCAACUGCCUCCACCGCGUGUUUGACGGCACCUGUCCGGAGCGGCUGCCCCCGGUCUGCAAGGCGCUCGCGACGGACGACGAGAUUACCCAGUACUUUGACACCGCAAAGUGUGGUGUCGCGCUUGGCCCGUAUGCUUCGCCUGCGGUUGAGCAGUGUCUGGAUGGAAACGGCACUGGCCCCCAGAUGGUCGCCUGCUUGAACAGGGCCCUGCAUAUUUCACCUUGA